AUGGCUACAAAAGAUCAUGUCGCUGGCUAUACAAAGUAUUUUGGGAAUAGAUUUGCAAACUUAUCUCCAGAAGCAACAACAGAGGAGGAGAUCAAAGAUGUGUACAAAGAAUGGGCGAGCAAGUUCGAUGAGGUAAUUCCUUACAGCCAGUAGCUGAGUAGCGAUAUUGUGAGCCAUUUUUUUCAAAGCACAGAACCAAUUUAACCCUUUUACCCCAAACAGUAAACGGUUUCUAAUUUCUCCUUACAGUAUCCCCCUUGAUUCAAAUCUACAUGUCAUGAGAAUAAUGGAGAUGAUCACCAAUAAGAAGCCUGACAGCCAAAAAAUUUCUCCAUGGUAUUACUAUAGGAAAUGUAGAGAGAUCGGCGCGGAGAAAAUGAAUACUUAUGUUAGGGAGUCUCCUUCGAGGAGACUCAGAAAAAUUACUUCAAUGAGAUAUGAAAACUGAACAAGGAAAGAAAAAUAACACAAGAAUGAUGAAGGGUGGUUAAGGUUGGUAAAGUUUAAAGCGAAUUACAUAUGACGAGCUUAAGAAUAAUUUUGCACAAAAGUUAAUGUACAGCUGUUGCUCAUUAAUUCCAGUGCAAGAGGUACGGUUAAUACAUGAGGAUACCACGGGCCUGCGCAUGACUAAUUUAUCCAUGGAACUGCUGAUCGCAGAAUCGGUGAACCUUUCGAAACUGAAGAUCUUGGAACUUGUGAAACCGAGGGAAAUAACUGUUUUUUUUUACUAAGUAGGGCAACAACAAAAUUCUCUAUCUUCCACAAGUUUCGCCGUUCAGCGGUUCGCAAUUCUGUUCAUAAGUCAAACCGCGGGGUCUUUAGUGAUAUAUUUCUCCAGAGAAGAAUGUUCCCUGAACUUAUGCGAUGGUUCAAACACAUACUACGCGCUGAUAUUUUGCGAGUUAGCGAGCAAUGAGCAAAAUUCUCCCGCGUAUUAUCCAUUGCAAGCUAAUUAAUUUCUUUACAGGAAAACUCUAACGCACGGAUCGUCUGCCACAAGCCCCAAGCUGAAUGCUUAGACUUUGCCAUUAAGAAAUACCUGGACAAACCGAAAGAGGAAAUUAAAAUCAUUGAUUGUGGAGCUGGCACGGGCUGGGCUGGUGUCGAGCUCAACAAACUUGGGUACACCAACCUGUGUGCUCUGGACAUUUCACAAGAAAUGUUGGAUGAGGCGAAGAAGAAAAAAAUCUACCAAAAAUUUAUCUGCGCCCCUCUAAAUGACCAGCAAAGUCCUGAGGUUAAAACCGGAGAGUACGACGCCAUGAUUUGCAUUGGUACGCUGGCUUCUGCGCAUGUCAAACCAGCAGCUUUGGUUGAAAUGAUUCGGAUGAUCAGGACUGGUAAGCUUAAAAGUAGUUAGAUAGUCCUACUUCAUAACAUAGUGUGGUCGCUCUGGGAAUGACACUGAUGAGGUAAGAGACGUUUCCCCAAGUUGAACAGACGAAUAUAUUCAAAAUAUAGUCAAAAUUUCUUUCUUCUUUUGGUUUCCAUCGCAGGUGGUCUGGUGAGUUUUAACAUUCGGUAUGGUGAGCUAGAAAUCUACCAACCAAAAAUGGAAGAGCUGGAGAAAGCACGCAGCUGGGAAAAAGUAUCCAAAGAUACAGUGCCUCAGUUUGAUGUAGAUGACAUGCCUCCGACUUCUACUUUCUUUGUUUACAAAGUCUUGAAAUGUUAGUGCUACCACUAACAAGACCACAACGAGGAUGAAGUAGAUGAAUCAAAUCUUUUGAGAAUAAAACACAGGU
Pocillopora meandrina is the source of this 1748-nucleotide messenger RNA. NCBI's taxonomy places the organism in Eukaryota, Metazoa, Cnidaria, Anthozoa, Scleractinia, Pocilloporidae. The record is from the annotation of a GenBank genome assembly.